AUGGGGAAGAAAUUCAAACAUUCAGAAAUAUUUCCUAGUAACCCAAUGCUUUUGUGUAUUUGUGGAAGUUCCGGUUCUGGGAAAACUCAUCUCACUUUUAACAUGUUGACAACACCAAACCUUUUAGAUUUCAAUUCUCUCUAUAUCUACACAACAACACCAGAGCAAUCAUAUUAUCAAUUCCUCAAAGCUUUAGAAUAUUUACCAAAGAAAGAUGUUCAAGACAUAUUUCAAUUGUAUGAAGAAAACGAAGAAGAAGAAGUGGAAAUAAAAGAUAUCAUAGAUAACUACAUUAAAGCAAAGAAUCCAUCUUUCUAUCCAACGGACAUUAAAGUUUUUCUUACGAAAAAUGUUAAUGAUCUAGACUUGUCUAAUAUUGAUAGCAAUCGAAAGAACUUAAUAUUGUUUGACGACUGCGUAGCGAAAGGAAGACAUCACAACUUUGAUGAAGCAGAUGAUGAAUAUGAAGAUGAGGUAUCAGAUGAUUAUACUGAAGACAGUUCAAUUACACAAGAAAUAGACGAAUUCGAAGAUAUGGUAUCUGGACAAGGUAUAACGUUUUUAUCCGACAACAACGAGGAACUACUUAAUAGAUUACAAAUAAUAUUAGAGGCAAUGAAGCCAGGUCGUCAAUCACACAGACAAUAUAAUGAAGUAAAUUGUAUAUUAAAAAGACUCAUAGAGAAAGGUAUCAUAGAUAAAAAUGAUUAUAAAAGCGUCAUUAAAAAUAUCAAAUAA
Molecule: messenger RNA, 738 nt
Organism: Lottia gigantea (owl limpet)
Lineage: Eukaryota; Metazoa; Mollusca; Gastropoda; Lottiidae
Exons: 2
Coding region: 1-738 (245 amino acids)
Source: RefSeq, a predicted model, not a curated record